Molecule: messenger RNA, 594 nt
Organism: Drosophila persimilis
Lineage: Eukaryota; Metazoa; Arthropoda; Insecta; Diptera; Drosophilidae
Gene: cato
Product: protein atonal homolog 1
Exons: 1
Coding region: 1-594 (197 amino acids)
Molecular function (GO): protein dimerization activity
Source: RefSeq, a predicted model, not a curated record
AUGAGCUACUACUACUCGUCCGAGGAGGACAACAGCAGCUCCCAGUACUUGGGCAGCCCUAACUACAACCUGACGCCGAUGGCAUGCUCCACGCAGGAGUACAGCCAUACCGCCUACCUCUCUCCCGACUGGCACUUUCUGGAUGUAGCAGGCGGAGCUAGCCUGGAGCUGCCUCCGGCCACCCACUCCGUUGACCUUGAGAUGCGCACAGGGGCGGGCAUGGACCAGCUCAAGAGGCGCAAGAGCGAGGGCUCCAGGAGAUCAGAGGGCGAGUGCCAAGCAGCCGGCCAAGAGACGGUCGUUCUCAGUCCCACGGUGCAAAAGCGACGACGCCAGGCGGCCAAUGCCCGGGAAAGAAAGCGCAUGAAUGGCCUAAACGAGGCCUUCGACCGCUUGCGGGAAGUGGUCCCAGCCCCGUCCAUUGAUCAGAAGCUGUCCAAGUUCGAGACCCUCCAGAUGGCCCAAUCCUACAUUCUGGCCCUGUGCGACCUCCUCAACAACGGCGACGUGGAUGUGGAUGCGGCCGCUUACAGCCUAUUUGGGGGAGGAAAUGGAAGCGACAGCGAAUCCAGCUUCCACUUGAGCCACGGUUAA